Messenger RNA from Pocillopora verrucosa, 1551 nucleotides. RefSeq names its product ras-related and estrogen-regulated growth inhibitor. Gene Ontology annotation, molecular function: GTPase activity; GTP binding. The record is from RefSeq and is a predicted model, not a curated record. Lineage: Eukaryota; Metazoa; Cnidaria; Anthozoa; Scleractinia; Pocilloporidae.
AAACAUUAGCUAAUACCCCAGCUUAUAUUGCGUUGUAAAUAACGCGACGGGUGUCUUUUCAACUGCGUGUAGCGGACUUUUAUUGUGCAAGGCGAUCGUACAAUAGCCGAUAACUCGGAUCACAAGUCGCACUCUGAUGGAAACUGAAGCACUGCGAAUAUCGUCUUCGAGUGAACACUGUCGUAUGGCCCAGUAAAGUUAUUCGAAACUGGUUAAGAGAUGAAGAAGACAACGUCCAGGAAUCCUUCCUCAGGCAAACAAAGCCAUUCACAUUCAUUGGACAAGGACUCCGCUAGCAGGCAAGCCAUGAAGCAGAGACGAAAACUCGGUUAUAGCAAUCAAGUUAACCUGCGCAACAUCCGAAUUGCCGUGAUGGGCCAAGACGGCGUCGGAAAGACAGCUCUCACGGUACGAUUCCUAACAAAGCGUUUUAUUGGAGAAUACGACCAAACGUUAGAAACAACCAAUAGACACCACAUCGACGUGGAUGGAGAAUAUGUUGCACUGGACAUUUUGGACACAGCAGGAAAGAACUCGGAAGAGAAGCUUGAGAACAUCAUUGGGUACGCAGACAUCUUCCUUGUCCUUUACUCCAUCACAGACCGCGCCAGUUUUCAAGAAGCCGGUAAGAUCGUCAAGUACAUAAGACGUUACAGAACUCUGGACUCCAGCAGUAUAAUUAUCGCGGGAACUAAGCGCGAUUUGGAACACUUCAGAACCGUUCGCGAGACAGACGGCUCAAGACUCACCUAUUCCCUCAACUGUGGUUUCUUCGAGAUAACAAUUUCCGAAAGUUUUGCUGAAACAGUAAACAUGUUUAAUGAGAUCUUGAGACAAUAUUUAAACGCGCAUCCUUCGCAAGAUCCAGCUGGCACAAUUACCACCGCUCACUCCCCGACCCCCAUGAUUUCUCAACAUAAAGAAAUGAAGUCUCCGUCGUCUUGGGCAAAGGUCAAAGGAUUGAAGACAAUGCCUUUUAGAAGAAAGUCUACACAGGCUGUUGCCUGUUAAUCAGCUUGGCUUGGAAAGAAACGCCCAGAAUUUAUGUCUCUGGGAAAUUUAGCCACGCACGUAGCAUUUAUACGGAUGAUAAGGAAAAUAACAGGGAAUAUAUAAAACAACACAGUUUCCUCAUUGCAUCCGAGAGGAUUCGCUUUUAAAGGACUCUUGUAUACGAUUCUCAACCCAGACAACUUCAGAUAUCUGGAAAUAGACACUUCUUAAAUUUAGACAUUUGAGUUUGAAAAUCAAAGAACUUGGACCUCGCGUAGGAUCAAGUAAAAUCCACGCGAAAUAUGCAGUAUAAACAUGUAAUAUGGAGCUUCACCCAUUUGAGGAUGAAGAAAACCGUAGUUUGUGGAUUAUGAUCUGAAUCGAUAUAACCUGUGUAUAAACGUGUAUUAAUAUUUUCAGUUUUCUUCUGCUACUAAUUUAACUGUAGCCGGAAGUAAUUAUAAAAAGAUCCCCCACAAGACAAGCUUGGAAAUUUUAUCACCACCUUAGUCUGCACAGUUCAUAGUUUUUGGGAGCGCACGAUUUACAAACUCAUCU